Molecule: messenger RNA, 3123 nt
Organism: Komagataella phaffii GS115
Lineage: Eukaryota; Fungi; Ascomycota; Pichiomycetes; Pichiales; Pichiaceae
Product: NAD(+)-dependent glutamate dehydrogenase, degrades glutamate to ammonia and alpha-ketoglutarate
Exons: 1
Coding region: 1-3123 (1040 amino acids)
Cellular component (GO): mitochondrion
Molecular function (GO): L-glutamate dehydrogenase (NAD+) activity
Source: RefSeq, a predicted model, not a curated record
AUGGUCGACAGACUCCAAGUGUCUAAUUUGACACUAAACAACAACUUCAGCUCUCGUUCCUUUGACAAUCUUAGCGACGAUGAACUCAAGAAAUCGGGAUACAACCCAUUGCCGUUUGAGGGCAAACUGGAUCAGAUCGAAAAGGUCCAGGACGCUCUAGACGAGGCCGGAUUUAUCCCAGAACCACUAAUCGAGUCCGAAGUUAGAUGGUUCUAUGAGUCCCUUGGAAUAGACGACGUGUACUUCGCAAGGGAGUCCGUUCAAGGUAUUGUGUCUCAUAUCCAUGCUUUGUACUCUGCCAAGUUGGAAUCUUACUCAAGAGGCGAAAAUGAAAACCCUACGUUGCAACACAAGAGAGAGGCUGAUGAUCACGCUGUCUACUUUGACUCCUCUGAUCCGAAGUCCCCUCAGUUCAAACUGAUCAACUACGAAGAACGCAUUGAUGACAGGUAUUUGGAUCACGGAGUCGACUCCCCUGGUUACAGAUUGGAGUCUUUCAGUUCCGCAGUUGGUAAUGUUCGUUGCUACUUCGUGUACAAGUGUUCCUUCCCAAAGGCAGCUCCUGCUGCUGAAUCUGAGAGCUUAGAUCUGACCAAAAUCAGUGAUGAGACCUUUCUUAAAAUCUGCUCCAAUCACACCAAGAGGCUCUACUCCGAGAUCAUCAACGACGUCGCAGCCGUUGACGGUCCAAUAAUCAAGCAUUUUGGAAUCAAGUCCACUGGUGAGCAUAGAGUUAUUAUUGGUUACCGCCAGAACAGCUCUCCUCGUUAUAACUCUGCCUUAACUAGUUUGUGUCAAUUUUACGGACUUAAAGUUACCAGAAAGUACGUUGAGCAAUUCAGUAAUGGCAUUUCCAUUAUUUCAAUGUAUAUAACCCCUCCAGAUGCAGGAGACUCUUCCUUCAUUCAAUUUCCGAUUGACCAAGUUGUUAAGGAAGCUUCUCUUUUGUACACAAUCCCUCACAACAUUUUCCAAGAGGAGUUUGCUAAAGGUGAGCUGUCAAUUCAAGAAUGCAUCUACGCUCAUUGCGGUGUAAUCUUUGUUACCCAUUUCUUGAACAGACUUGGUACUGAGUACCAGUCUCUUCUGGAAAUCUUGAAUCCAAACAAGAACUUACUCCACUUUGAGAUUCUAUCCAAGAUUAAGGACAGAUUGCGUACGGAGACUUUCACCCAAGACUACAUUACUGAGGUCUUCAAGAAGCAGACGCCUUUGGUCAAGAAAUUGUACCGUUCUUUUGCCGAUGUCCACUACAUCAAUUCGAAGCUGGAGAAGACAUUGUCCUACAAACGUUUGGAAGCCAUUGAGCCAAUUAAAUCUGAGAGCGACUUUGAAAAUCUGUUGAAUCAUGCCUGUUCCCAGAAUCAAAGACAUGCUCUCAUUCUGAGAGCCCUUUUCUCGUUCAAUAAGAGUAUUCUGAAAACGAAUUUCUUCCUUCCUUCGAAGAUUGCAAUUUCUUUCAGAUUGGAACCCUCCUUCCUUCCAGCUCUUGAGUAUCCAAAUAAGCCGUUUGGAAUGUUCUUUGUUGUUGGAUCUGAGUUCAGAGGUUUCCACAUCAGAUUCAGAGAUAUUGCAAGAGGUGGUAUCAGAAUUGUCAAAUCACGUUCCGUUGAAAACUAUAAUGUUAAUAAACGUAAUCUGUUUGACGAGAACUACAACUUAGCCAGUACACAACAGAGAAAGAACAAAGAUAUCCCCGAGGGCGGGGCUAAAGGUGUUAUCCUUUUGGACCCACAGGCUCAAGAGCGUCCAAAAGAAUGCUUUAUCAAGUAUAUUGACUCGCUAAUGGAUUUGUUGUUGUUGGAUCACCAGGACAAAUCUAACGGCAUCGUUGAUCUUUACAACAAGCCCGAAAUUUUGUUCAUGGGUCCAGAUGAAAAUAGUGCUGGUUACGUUGAUUGGGCCACUUUGCAUGCUCGUAAAAGAGGUGCUCCUUGGUGGAAAUCAUUUUUCACUGGAAAAUCUCAAACAUUGGGUGGUAUACCCCACGACGAAUACGGAAUGACAUCUCUAUCUGUUAGAGCUUAUGUCAACAAGAUCUAUGAAAAGCUUGAUAUUAAAGAUUUGUCCAAGAUUACUAAAUUGCAGACUGGUGGUCCGGAUGGUGAUCUAGGAUCUAACGAGAUCAAGCUGUCAAGAGACGAGUCUUAUGUUGCGAUCGUCGAUGGAUCUGGUGUCAUCGUGGAUGAAAACGGUCUUGACAAGGCAGAGCUUCUCUCUCUGGCUACAAAGAGAAAGAUGGUUGACCAAUUUGACAGAACCAAACUCUCUCCAAAAGGAUACUUUGUAUCAGUGGAUGAUGUUGACUUUAAAACUCCAGAUGGAAAGAUUAUCACCAAUGGAACUGUUUUCAGAAACACAUUCCAUCUUAAGAUUGCUGAAGUUUUUGGUAAGGAUAGACUGAAGCUGUUUGUUCCAUGUGGAGGUAGACCAAACUCCAUUGAUGCUAACAACGUCCAUUUCUUGAUUGACGAGAACACUGGUAAGUCUUACAUUCCCUUCAUUGUGGAAGGUGCCAACUUGUUUAUCAGUCAAGCCGCUAAGGUUCAACUUGAAAAAGCUGGGACUGUUCUGUUUAAGGAUGCUUCUACAAACAAAGGUGGUGUCACUUCCUCCUCGCUGGAAGUCUUGGCAGCUUUAUCUUUCGAUGAUGAAGGGUUCUUGUCUAACAUGUGCCUAGACCCAAAGACGGGAGUCAAGCCAGAAUUUUACCAGGAGUAUGUUAAGCAAGUACAGAAAGUCAUUGUUGCCAAUGCUGAGAGUGAGUUUGAGUCACUGUGGGCUCUGAACAAGGAAACAGGCAAACCACUGUCUGAUUUGUCAAACGAUCUCUCCAUCGCUAUCAACGACUUGGCAGAUCAACUGUCAUCAAGUGAAGAAUUGUGGAACGAUGAUCUGUCAUUCAGAAAUGCUGUUUUGCAAGAUGCAUUGCCUCCUCUCUUAUUAGAGAAGAUUGGAAUUGAGAGCAUUGUCAACAGAGUCCCAGUCAACUACUUGAAGGCUCUCUUUGCUACCCGUUUGGCUUCUAGAUUUGUUUACACUAGGGGCAUUGAUGCCAAUCCUGCCAGAUUCCUUGAGUUCAUCUCUUCAUUAAAAAGAGAGUACAAGUCUCGGGGAUUGUAG